AUGAUCUUCACCGUUCUCCGUUGGCUGUUCCUUGUGUUUAUAAUUGUCUUGACCAUCGGGGGUAACGUCCUGGUCUGCUUGGCUGUGGGUCUCAGCCGGAGACUGAGGCAGAUCACUAACUGCUUUGUAGUGUCACUGGCCGUGGCGGAUCUCCUGCUUGGCCUGUUGGUGCUGCCCUUGUCUGCAACCGUGGAGCUGCGUAGCAGGAAAUGGCCUUUCGGAGGAACCCUGUGCAACAUUUAUAACUCACUGGAUGUCUUGCUGUGUACGUGCUCCAUCCUGACUCUCCUGGCUAUCAGUGUGAACCGAUAUUUGGCCAUUUCAUCCCCCCUCAGCCACUCUCAAAUAGUCACCCCUCGAAGGGUGACACUGGCUAUAAUCUCCAUCUGGCUUGUGUCUCUGGUUGCAGCCUUUUUGCCCAUCCAAAUGGGCUGGAACACAGCUGACUACAAGGUGCAGAACUUGGACUGGGGUACUGGGGAUGAGGACAAGGAGGAGCACUACUGUCAGUUUGAAUGGAGUAACAACUAUGUUCUCAUCUAUGCCUUUGGCUUUUAUUACUUGCCUCUGCUACUUAUGUGUGGAAUGUACCUUUGCAUUUUCAGAGCGGCACGAGAACAGGUGCGUCGUAUCCGUGCUACCACCCCGUCGUUUGCACGCUCAGCAUCUGCAACCAUAGUCCACGAGCACAAGGCUACAGUGACCCUUGCAGCUGUACUUGGUGCGUUUGUCAUCUGUUGGGUACCCUACUUCACCUUUUUCACUUUCAUGGGUAUAAAUGAAAAAACAAUACCCCCAAAUACACUUCACUCAGUUGUCCUUUGGCUUGGCUACUUCAACUCAACUCUAAAUCCCAUCCUGUAUCCAGCAUUCAAUAGGGAUUUCCGUCGAGCCUAUGGGGAGCUGCUUCACUGCAGAAGGCCGCCACACCGAAAACUGCAACUCCCUCACUUGUCUCUGUACAAACGACUAGCCUUUAUCAAUGGAAUCAAGGCCUCAGCACAGCCUAAGAAAAGUAUAGACAUAGUUAAGACUGAAAGUGAGAAAAGCUCAACUCUUUAUGAGCUGAAAAACAGCCCUCAAGAGCCAAGAUGA
Molecule: messenger RNA, 1095 nt
Organism: Nematolebias whitei (Rio pearlfish)
Lineage: Eukaryota; Metazoa; Chordata; Actinopteri; Cyprinodontiformes; Rivulidae
Gene: hrh2b
Product: histamine receptor H2b
Exons: 2
Coding region: 1-1095 (364 amino acids)
Biological process (GO): adenylate cyclase-activating adrenergic receptor signaling pathway
Cellular component (GO): membrane
Molecular function (GO): G protein-coupled receptor activity
Source: RefSeq, a predicted model, not a curated record